GCUAGGUGUUUCUACUCCUGUGUUGAGCUGUCAGUCAGCUCUUUGAGCAGAAACAAUGAAGACACUGGGCCUUCUACUUAUUGUCAUUGCUGGAGUCCGUGGAUUAUCUCCAGCACGAGAACCCAAUGACAUCAAACAUCCUGCACAAAAGCCCAAUGGCAUCAAACAUCCUGUACAAAGGCCCAAUGACAUCCAAGGUCCUGCACAAAAGCCCAAUGACAUCAAACGUCCUGAUAAACGCUGGUUGAAUGAGUUUGAUGAUAAACUGCUUUUUACAUGUCCCUCAUUUAAUACAAUAGAUACAAUUAGCAGUCAACAUCACAGUUACUAUGAAGAUCGUUUGUGGGAUUUCAAAUGUAAGGGAACAUUCAGUGAGCUACCAGCUUGUUCAUGGACUAACUACGUGAACAACUUUGAUGAAGAGUUUACCUUCACCUGCCCAUUUGGCUCCAUUAUCAGUGGUACCGAGGCUUAUCACAACGACUAUCAUGAGGACAGGAGGUGGAAGUUUUUUUGUUGCCGUGUAAACAAUGCCUGCAAUGAUCAGUGUUUCUGGACAGACUAUGUCAAUUAUUUUGAUGAUUACUUCAGCUGGAAAGUUCCAGACUCUAGCUACCUUGUGGGCGUUUCCAGCUAUCAUGAUAACUAUCGAGAGGACCGUCGGUGGAAAUAUCUGUAUUGCACCCAAAAGACAUGUUAACACAAUGGAGGGCUGCAGGAAAAGCACUCACCCAUACCGAAACAUUCAUUAUACAGAAAUAU
Chiloscyllium plagiosum (whitespotted bambooshark) is the source of this 762-nucleotide messenger RNA. Its product is annotated as hemagglutinin/amebocyte aggregation factor-like. Lineage: Eukaryota; Metazoa; Chordata; Chondrichthyes; Orectolobiformes; Hemiscylliidae. Gene Ontology annotation, cellular component: extracellular matrix. Gene Ontology annotation, biological process: collagen fibril organization. The record is from RefSeq and is a predicted model, not a curated record.